UUCGUUAAAUGGCUGAAUGAAAAAAUGUAUUCAUUCAAGAAUUUAAAUAAAACUAUAUAUAAAUAUCGUUAUUCAUUCAAGGAUUUAAUUAUAAAACAGGUUUGAAAUGAGUACACACAAAGAAGAUAAGAAGGAAGAAAAAUGUCAGAAGUGUCCGGAGCCGUUUACCGCACCUGGAAAGUGUUUGGAUGAAGUAUGUUUAGUUUUCGAUGAUCAACAAGAACUGUAUGUUUCACAAAACUUUCUUAUACUUUCUUCACCAGUUUUUGAUGCCAUGUUCAAAAAUGAUUUCAAAGAAAAGCAGCAAUCAGCAGUCUUCUUGAAAGGAAAGAACCAUUCAGAAUUUCAUGAAUUUUUACUGUGUAUUAAUCCAGGGACAUUUAAGCCAGUUACAGAAGCCAAUGUUCUGCGCAUUGUACCUAUAGCUGAGGAAUAUCAAGUUGACCCUAUCAUCCAAAUUUGCCAACUGAUUAUGCAAAACUGGCUCCAGAAAGAAUAUGUAUCUGCUAAAAGCAACAAAUAUUAUUCAAAUUAUUAUCAUCAUAGCGUAGUGCCAACAAGACAAUGUUUGAGUAUUCUUACGACGUCUUUGUCACUGAAUUACAAAUCACUUAUAGACAACGCUGUGGAAAUUCUCGCAAAAAUGCCACAUAGAAUAUAUUAUGGCUCGUAUAAACCCGACACUCUUUGUACCGACUGUCAUUCACAAACACGAGAUUUGAACGGAAAAAAUAUUACUGUCCGUGAAAUCAUUGAUGAAUGUAAAAUAGUUUUCCAGACCCUUCCUGCAGAGCUUAGAUGUACAAUAUUAAGCAAAAAACUGGCACUGUAUGAAGACAAUUACACCUUGUAGCUGUUCGCUCAAUAUAUAUAUGACACGCUAUUUAUAUGUGUUAUUUUUCUUUCAAGAAGACAGCGUUUAUUUUAAAUAAUUUAUCAAUAAUCGAUACCGGUAUGAUUACGUUUACAAAACGUUUAUUAAAGUCGUUAUUUUAGAAAAUAUCUAUAUAUACAUGAUGUCUGUCACUUUCAUAAU
This is a messenger RNA of Ruditapes philippinarum (Manila clam), 1036 nucleotides long. RefSeq lists its product as uncharacterized. The record is from RefSeq and is a predicted model, not a curated record. Gene Ontology annotation, molecular function: protein binding. NCBI's taxonomy places the organism in Eukaryota, Metazoa, Mollusca, Bivalvia, Venerida, Veneridae. The transcript has 2 exons. The coding region runs from base 107 to 853 and encodes 248 amino acids.